Molecule: messenger RNA, 2400 nt
Organism: Drosophila bipectinata
Lineage: Eukaryota; Metazoa; Arthropoda; Insecta; Diptera; Drosophilidae
Gene: Traf-like
Product: TNF-receptor-associated factor-like
Biological process (GO): protein K63-linked ubiquitination; tumor necrosis factor-mediated signaling pathway
Molecular function (GO): protein binding
Source: RefSeq, a predicted model, not a curated record
CAAAAAAUUCCACUACGUUAUGCACCACCACGGUGUAAGGUACGGUUAUUACCUCGAUCGGAUUUUGGUAACGUUCUAUAGAUGAAAACAGACGCAGCUCCCGCUUGUCGGUUCGUGUUCAAUAUAAUCUAUAGUUUUUGGUUUAAAACACAGAUACAAAUGGUAUCUGUACAAACAGACUUUAAUACGCUCAAACUUAGAAUAUAUAUGUGUGUGUACAGAUAUGACUAUUGAGAACAACGAAUGACUAUACCAAUGAAAAUUCUUAAUCAUUUUCGAUAAGACUUAGUCUGUAUAAGUUUGCCUUUGGAGUGCCACAGAAUUUUCGCUACAGAACCAGACUAUUUGAUUGUAUCGCUUUUAUCCCACCUUUGACUAUGUCUCAGACCAAGGCGUUGUCUAGAGAAGACCUAACGGAUCGAAACCUGAGCAUAAGCCCACAAAAGUCAACCACUAUCGUUAAGUAUGAGAAAUCAUCAUGUUUAUUCUGCAACGAGUGGUUUGAGGCCCAAACAUUUACGGAACAUCUAAUCCACUGCGGACAGGUGCUGGAGGAAUGCUCCAAUGGCUGCCAAGCCUUCAUACCACGGGUUCGCAUGCGCAUGCAUUUAAAAGAGUGCCCUCGAUACAAACAGCUCCAGAACCAGUGCGGGAGUGUCAUAAUGGACCACCAGGAGCAUUCGGUCCACCGUUUACAGGUGCUGCAGCAGGAUGUGGGUGCCAUACGUUCAGUGCUCAACGAGGAGAUCAGGCAACGUCUGCACCUCAUCACUGACGUGGGAAACAUCAGAAAACAGAACCAGGUGGUCGAAGAUUGGACUCGAGAUAUGGAGGAGCAAGUCGGGAGCCUUCGAAGCCAGCUGGAAGACGAGUUAUCGCAACGUAGUUUUGUUGCUGAGCAGAAUCGACUUGAUUUCCAGUACUGCUGCGAUAUUACUCGCUCCCUAAAGGAUCAAGUAGAAGAACGUCUCGAUGAAGCCCACAAGCUGGUUCACCAGCUUACGAUGGACGUUAACAUCCAUCAGAAUCAGUUGAAUGAUAAUAUUCUAAAACUAGAGGAGAUUAUUUUUGAGAACGAGAGGCUAAACCGUGAUAAGUUCUUUCAGAUAGAAGAGUUUAUGCAUGAGAUCAAUGAGGAUAUCAAGACUAAACUAGGUAGUAGUGACCACAUCACAUCGAAACACGCCACUCUAGACUACGAGGUCAAAAACAUAAAGAACAUUGUCUGUGAGACGGAGGAGCGCUGCGAUAAGUUGGAUCGAGCUUUACAUCAGACCAUGCAAAAUUUGUCGGACUUGGAGAGCCAAAUAGCUAUGCAGCAACGCAUAGCUAGUUUUCAAAACAUAAAAGGCCAUUUAAUUUGGCGCAUCAAGGACUAUUCCAAGAAAAUGGACGAAGCAAAGCAGUACGAAACAAUCUUGCACAGUGCGAUGUUUUCCAACAAAGCCUUUGGAUACGCUCUGCGGUUGGAUAUUUACUUAAAUGGAAAGGGCACCUGGAAGGGACGGAAUCUGAUCGCCUGCCUCAACGUCCUUGCCGGUGAAUACGAUCCACUCCUUGCAUGGCCUUGCCGGUUGCAAGCUGAGAUUGUGAUACGCGACCAGAGCUCGAAUAUAUCAGAAGCCCAGGACUACGUUAAAUUGAUAUUCGUCCGCAAAAAGAGCGAUGACUUUAUCCACAGUAACCAAUAUUUCCAUAUUCCCCACAAGGUGAUCGCCAGCCGCAACUACCUACGCAAUGACUCUCUUUUUAUAGAAGUCCGAGUACUAAAGUAGUACAUUUUUUGGCUCAUAAAAGUCAUUUUAUGCUCAUAAAAGUCAGUGGUAGUCAAAUAACAAAAAAGGAGACUUUCAUAUAAAAAUCAAAAAUAUUUGUUCCUGGUUUUUUAAAUUGUAAAGGUUGCACUAUUUAUAAAAAUACCCUUAUGGUCAAUUCUAAUACAUCUAAUAAUUUUUUAAUAGAUUAUUUUAUUAAAAGUUUAAAAAAUUUUUAUGAUGAGCACAUAACAUUGAAUCUAUCAAAAUUUAAAUGCAAAUAGUUUGGUGUACCUGUAGAAGUUUCUAAUGCUUUGAUGAAUGCUUUUUUGGGAGCAGUAGAGCUUCAUACUAAGCUUAAUUGAUUACAUACUUUAAAUUUUAAUAGGUAAUUAUAUUUUGUAUUUCUUAUUAAUGCAUUGGAAGCACAAAAAAAACUUUACAAUGAGCUGGAAAACAGACAGGUCUUUUUAAUAAAUUAAUUGGCAGCCUCUAACGUUAUCCACAUAUUUGAAACAAAAUAGGCUUAUAUUUUAUAAAUGUAUAUCAAACAUAAAGUAUUCGAAUAAUUGCAUCCAUUCCGAUUUAAAAUUUUAAUAAUAAAGAGAUGGUUAAGAAGAGCGCUGUUCGCCCACCAGUGCGUAAA